AGACGCUCUUAAACCCUUUCUUCUCCAACUACACCGUUUUUUUAAUUUUUCCCCUCAGCCGACGAAUGCAAGGGAACCGCGACGGUUCGUGGUCUCUAAACGCCUCCACGAACAACACUGGAAGCGGCAGAGGCAACGGAAACAUCAUCAACACCGUUCCCGGUGGAGGAGGAUACCUUCCUCAGGCGAAUCCCGUGUUUCCCAAUUUCAAUCAACAACCUAUUAGAUACCCUCUCCCUCAGUUUCCGGCGAAUUUUUACCGCCCUAGUUUCCCAGACUUCUCCCUCGGAAACCCUAAUUUCCAACCCCAGCCGAAUCUUAGCUUCCAUCCUCCACAACAAAUCCCUCACCAGUUUGGGGCUAACGCUAAUGUUUUCCUUCAGAACCAUAGCCAGAACAGCUUCUCUUUCCCUCUUCAAUCAUCUCUGCCUAUUAACAACGAUAUCAGUACCUCCUCUCAGAAUCAUGGAACUUUCGAAAGCUCUUCCUUUAAACGAAGACGGCAAGAGGAGGUUGUUGUACAGGGGACUGAUGUUGUCCCCCCGAGUUCUGAUUUUGCUAUUGGUGAGAGUGCUAAUUCCUUUAGUGUGACUCUACCGAUCUCUACUAGUCAUAAUGUAACUUUGGAUAAGUCAUCGGCAAAACCGAAGCGCAAAGUUGAAGUUAUGCGGAUUGAUAAGGCGGUUAACAAGACGCGUAAAGCAGUCGCUGCUGCUGGAGAGAGUGUUUCUUCGACUAGAGUGUCCAGAGCGGUUCUUGAAGAACUUCAGGCUGAUUCUUGGCGUUCCUUGGGUGUUCAAAUGCAAGAUGUUCCUUCUCUACGUCAACUUAUGGCCAUUGAAGGCAAGAUCAAUGCAUUUAUUCACUGCUUCGUUGGGGCUAGAAGAAUCGUGACCCUGUAUGAUUUGGAAGUGGCAAUUUGCCGGAACGAGUUUGUUGAUUCUUUCGAUGAUUUGGAAUUGGGACCUUUGCUGCAGCAUCCACUAGUCUUGCUCUAUUUUCCAUCCAUAUCCAGUUCUACUGGCCCAGUUCAGAUCACUAGUGAGGAGAUAAUAACAUUUCUUGAUAGCUAUCUGCACACUUAUAUGACAGAAGAUGUUAAGCUCGAUGAAUUUCUCAAUUUUGUUGCAAGCCAAAAGUCAGUUACAAGCAAGGAAAAGCUUGGUGUGCGUAUUCAGAGCUUGCGGAUGUAUGUAUCGUUCAUUCUAGACGCGAAGAGACAAGAAGGUGAAACAUUGAAAGUCUUACUGACUGAGCUGCAUCAAAAGUAUCACAUCCCCUCAUCAAAGAAACAACGGCAAGAUAAACCCUUAACUGUCUCUGAGCGUGCUGACUCAUUUGCUUUACAUCAUAAGGAUUACUGUGGCAAGCAUACAAGAUUUGAUUCAUCAAGCUCAGAUGAUAAUGAUAAUGUAUAUGAGGUUGCGAAUCUUAAUAGUUCUGACCAUAUCAAUAGUUGUCCAUAUCCAUCUGUUGCGGAAGAGAUGAAGCGGCUUGGGGGCUCCAAUAAGAAAAGGAAGGGUGAAAAACGUAAUCACGAAAAAUCUGAUUCGUCCAAACUGCUUAGAAAAUCCCCCUCUAAGUCACAAGGACGCGCAAAACAAGAGAUACCUAAAUUGGCUGAUGAUUCUGAUGCUAAGAAGGUUCUCAGUAUCGAUGAGGCUGAUUUCACACUUUCUGAAGGAGAUUUAAGGUUGUUUAUUUCAACUUGGAAGGACACAUGUAAAGAGCUAAGCAUUUCAACCUUUGUCGAGAAGAUGUUGUCUUUUUACAACUUGGGGGGCUCUGAAGGACGAGCUCAGAUUAAAAGAGCUAAAGCGAUGUCAUCAUUUCCGUUUGUUGGAUUACUAAAUGUCGCUGUAACUUCAUUACGACGUGGAAUGUGGGAUAGCAUAGAUGAUAAUUUGCAAAUGACUAGCUUAAGUGACACGACUAAUACAGGCUCAGGAAAUCAAGUUGGUGAAAUUAACCCAAGUGAAAACCGUGAGUUAAGCAAAACUCAGCAUGUUAUGCCUCCUAAACACAGUAACACUGUUGAAGAAAUUAUCAGAAGACUUUCCUUGUAUUUUGAGCAUGAUCUUUCUGGAGAGAAGCACAUUGGUAUCUUUAGGAAGCUACAGAGUUGCGAGGUUUUGUUGGUAGAGCAAUUUCAAGUGCAUAAUUUUGAGUCUCUUGGUUGGGGUGGGUUUUUCACUUUCUUGGAAAAACAUAUGUUACUACUACCAACACAACUUCAAAGGUUUCUAUCUAGAGAAUUACGGGAAGAAUUUCCUCUGGAGGCCCACGUGAAUGAGAAUCUGUUGACCCUUUUGCUUUCACAAGCUUCUGAAUUUUCAGGUGAUAAUGUAAUAUCUAGAGAAAUGGUAGCUCGACUGCUUGCAGAACAGUUUCCAUCAAUCAAUUUUAAGGUUGUAGGAAGAGAUUCAGAGGAAAAUUUCACUGAAAUCAUUGCUAAGAAGAAGUCUUAUUCUAAAUGUGUCCUCUUUUCUGCAACAUUGUUGGGAGCUGAAAACUCUUUGACCAGUAAGCAUCUGGAAGAAUCUCUGACAGUGGGAAAUGAUACUGAAGCAAGAAGCAGCAUUCUUAAUGCUGUUGCUUCCAAAGAGGUUUUAGAUGUUUUGCUUAGAGUUCCAUUGUUGUCAGACUUGAAUUCAUGGUGUCACUGGGAUCUUAGGUAUGCCCCACAGUUUGGUCCUCUUAUGGGUCUCUUUAUCACUAUUCCUGUUCAAAAUGCUGAUGACAAUAAGUACCCUGAACACGUGGAACCCACACUCACAUUCAUUCUUCAAAAGACCGGGAUUGUUGUUUUAAACAAUGAGUGUGGCUUCAUGCCUGAGAAUAUUCGGGCCCUGUGUGAUGUUGGUCGAUCCACAAAGAAAGGAUCUGGUGGAUACAUAGGGAAGAAAGGAAUUGGCUUCAAGUCAGUGUUUCGGGAUGCAGGAUGGAACACUUGCAUUACACUUCCUUUCAGAGCCAUUGAUUCUGAAAGAACGACAGUGAAUCACAUUGAACCUAUGUUUUCAGACCUUCAUCCGUCAUUACUACUCUUCCUACAUCGCCUCCAGUGCAUAGUAUACAGAAACAUGCUUGACGAUUCUCUCUUGGUCAUGAGGAAAGAGGUUGUGAGCAAGAAUAUCAUAAAGAUUUCAUGUGGAGAAAAUAGUAUGACCUGGUUUGUGGCAUCAGAGAAAUUAAAGGCUUCCAAUCUUCGUGAUGGCGUUCAGACAACAGAGAUUUCUAUAGGAUUCACUCUUGACAUGAUGGAAGAUGGAACUUACAGAUCAUGUAUGAUUCAAGAACCCGUUUUUGCUUUUCUUCCUCUAAGAACUUAUGGUUUGAAAUUUAUUAUACAAGGGGAUUUCAUUCUUACAUCAUCAAGGGAGGAUGUUGAUGAGGAUAGCCCUUGGAACCAGUGGCUUUUGUCAGAAUUUCCGGGUUUGUUUGUGGAUGCUUUGAGGUCCUUCUGCAGUCUUCCUUCUUUCGCCCAGAAUCUGGGUAAAGCUGUGUCCUCAUACAUGCAGCUCGUACCUCUAGUCGGCGAGGUGCAUGGAUUCUUUUCUUCUCUUCCUCGUUCUAUUAUAUCUAGAUUGAGAACAACAAAUUGCUUGCUGCUUGAGGGAGACGGUGAAGAAUGGGUUCCUCCUUGCAAGGUUUUAAGAAACUGGAAUGAAAAGAUAAGGGUUCUUCUUAAGGAUGGAUUGCUUCAGGAGCAUCUUGCUUUGGGUUUUUUGGACAAAGAUAUAGUUUUGUCAGAUUCUCUGUCAAGGUCACUGGGCAUUGAAGACUACGGGCCGAAGACUUUGGUGCAGAUUCUUUCUUCAUUGAGUCACAAGAAAGGUUGUCUGCAGUCAAUGGGAUUUGCAUGGUUAUCGUCUAUAAUUACUGAACUUUACAUACUAUUCCGUUCUUCUGGGCAUGGUAAUGUAGAGUUAGGUAUAGAUAAGACUCUUAUAGAUGACCUUCACAAGAUCCCUUUUAUUCCCCUGUCAAAUGGUAAGUUCACCUCUUUAGAUGAAGGUGCAGUAUGGUUGCACCAUGACACCUCUGGGUUAGAUCUUGGUGAUGUAUUUGAAGCAUUUCCUAUGCUAUAUGGAAAUCUCCGAACCAUUGAUCAUUCCCUUCUUUUGGCGUCUUCUGUUGAUGAAAAAUCCUGUGUAGAUGACCUCACAAACAUGCUUUGUGCAAUUGGCGUUCAAAAGCUGUCAGCACAUGAAAUCAUCAAAGUUCAUAUAUUACCAGCCUUUGAGGCGAGGAUUAGAGGUACAGAGGAGGGUUUGAUGGUUGAUUACUUAUGCUUUGUGAUGACACAUCUACGAUCUGGCUGUCAUAUUUGUCAUAAUGAGAGGAACUACAUUAUUUCUGAGUUAAGAAGCAAAGCUCUGAUAUUGUCAAAUUAUGGGUUGAAACAGCUAGGUGAGGGGUCAAUUCAUUUCGGUGAAGAAUUUGGAAACCAAGUCAACAUGAAGAAGCUUACAAAAAACUUGGAUAUAUUGUGGCCUGUGGUUGAUGGUACCUACUUGAAACAUCCAGCAUCAAAAUUUUAUGCAUGCGGAUUGAAGGAGUGGCGGGAUUUUUUUCAAGAGAUUGGAAUAGCUGAUUUUGUUCAAGUGGUGCAAGUUGAAAAGAGCAUUGCUGAAUUCUAUUCUGUUUCACGUUGUGAAAAGUAUGAUAUCAACUUGUUAUCUCCCGAGUUAGUUGUCAAAGAUUGGGAAUCCCCGGAACUAGUUGAUCUCUUGUCUCUCUUGAACAAAAGUAAUGGCCGCAAAGGUUGCAAGUAUCUUUUGGAAGUCCUUGAUAGACUGUGGGAUGAUUGUUACCAUGAUAAAGCAACUGUUAACUAUUAUUCGGGUACGCAUGGUGUCAUCAGAUCAUCAGAAUCUUCAUUUAUGAGGGUAAUUUGUGAUUCUCAGUGGAUAGUUUCAAGCAUGGACAACAAAUUGCAUCUUGCAAAAGACCUUUAUCAUGAUUGUGAUGAUGUGAAGUCAAUACUUGGCUUGAACGCUCCCUAUGCAGUUCCUAAGGUUACAAGUGUGAAGUUACUCAGUGAUAUUGGUUUUAAGACCAAAGUUUGCCUCAAUGAUGCUCUGGAAAUCCUAGAAACCUGGGUACACUGUGGAGACUCUUUUAAAUCAAGCAUCUCUCAGAUUACCAGGUUUUACAAAUAUUUGUGGAAUGAAAUGGCUGAUUCAAAGGAGAAAAUAUCUGAAAAACUUCAUACUCUCCCGUCUGUAUUUGUACCACAUGAAAUUGGAAGUAGGCAGAAUGAUCUGAUAUCUGGAAUAUUCUUGCCACUUGGCGAUGUUUACUGGAAUGAUUCUGCUGGCGUUUUAAAUGAGAUAAAAGAGAUCAGUUCGCAGAUCAGCAGUGUUGUGGAAUCAUUGCGUAGGAAAACGUUGUGCACUAUCUAUCCAGGUCUCCAUGACUUUUUUGUGAAUGGUUGUGGAGUACCUGAGACGCCUCCUUUUCAAGAAUACCUUAAAAUUCUAGGGCAGUUCGCACAUUAUGUGUCACCCUCAUGUGCUGCCAAGGCUGUCUUCAAAAUUUUCCUGAAGUGGAGUGAUGACUUGAAUUCUGGCAAAUCUUCCGAAGAUGUUGUUCAUUUUAAAGAGAGACUUUCAGAACUCGAGUACACUGUACUUCCUACUGAAAAUGAUAAGUGGGUUUCCUUGCACUCCUCGUUUGGUCUCGUAUGUUGGUGCGAUGAUGAGAAGUUAAAGAAGAGAUUUAAAAAGAAGGAUAACAUUGAGUUUAUUAACUUUGGGGAAAAUGAUGUUGAAGAGCAAGAGGUGCUUCAAACAAAAGUGUCUGGACUCAUGCACAGCUUGGGCAUUCCAAGUAUUUCUGAGGUGGUAAAACGUGAAGCUAAAUAUGAAGGUUCGCAAGAUAAUACUGUAACAGUGUCACUUGUAAACUGGGCUCUGCCUUAUGCCCAGCGAUAUAUCUAUACUGUUCAUCAUGUGAAAUGGGUUAACGACCAGAGUGAAACCGGUUUACCUUACGACCUACUGAUCGAAAGCCGAGGUGGUAAGAAAGAGUACGUGGAGGUGAAAGCAACGGUGUCGACGCGGAAAGACUAUUUCAACUUGACAGUGAGAGAAUGGCAAUUUGCAAAUGAGAAAGGGGAUGGUUACAUAAUUGCUCAUGUUUUGUUAGGCAACAGUAAUGCAAUCCUCACACAGCAUAGAAACCCGGUCAAGUUAUGCCAAGAAGGUCAUCUCCGGUUAUUGAUUCUCAUGCCAAACCAGCGAAACGAGGUCAACGUUUCAUUUUAA
This is a messenger RNA of Camelina sativa (false flax), 6272 nucleotides long. Lineage: Eukaryota; Viridiplantae; Streptophyta; Magnoliopsida; Brassicales; Brassicaceae. The record is from RefSeq and is a predicted model, not a curated record.